AUGCAUGCUCAAAACGUCUUCAAGUCCAUCUCUCAAGAGAUGAUCCAAGGUGGCUCUCCCAACGAUGGUGAUGAUGAACUCUCCAUUCCUUCGAGUGCAUCCCCCAUUGUAACAACCUCUUCUCGUUCCUUCAUCAACAAUGGUGUCAUUUACUUGGAUUCACCCUCUAAAAUCUCCGAAUGCUUGGAGUCCUUCUUGGAACCACUCAAUUUUCAAUCUAUAACCAUAGGUCCAUCUGCAGAUUCUUUGGAGGCCACUCUUCUUCAAAGCUUUCCAAGCAAAGACUAUGUGAAUUCUAUCCUUAACCGUGAUUCCUUCCCUUCAUCCCUCAAUUGUCCUCUUUUUGUGUACAGGAAUAAGGACAUGAUUUCAUUAAUCGAUUCUUUAGUGAUUAACUCCAUAUCUUCUUCGCCAUCACUCAAACAACACAUUGAUAACUCCAAUCAUCGAACUUGUCAGCUUCAGCAAGCUUCGAAUGAUCUAAACAAACUUCUUCAAGAGCUUUCAGGAAGAAAUCCUCCGACAAGGAAAAAGAUAGAGAAGAAAAGGACCAAGUCUUCAAUUUUAGAACGACGAAAAUGCAGAUUUUCAAUUCAAACUGAUUCCCUAGGAGAAUAA
Messenger RNA from Naegleria fowleri, 618 nucleotides. RefSeq lists its product as uncharacterized. Lineage: Eukaryota; Heterolobosea; Eutetramitea; Acrasida; Naegleriidae. The record is from RefSeq and is a predicted model, not a curated record. Bases 1 to 618 code for a protein of 205 amino acids. The transcript has a single exon.